AUGUCGUUCUUUAACUCGAUCCGAGGAUUCGGUCGGAGCUCCAAGAAGUCCAAGAAGGAACUCGAAACCGCUAAUCCGUUUUAUACUUCAUCGCCAUCAAAUGCCAGUCGAAGAUCAAACUCCCCUACCAAACUUUCUCCGUCCAAACAGCAACGAUUAACCAACCAAAUCCAAUUUUCAAAUCAAGUGUCCCCCACGAAAAAACGACUGAGUGUUCAACUGAACCCUCCAGCUGUUCAUAAAAGAAGCACAACUUCAUAUCCCCCACCAUUAUUUAUGUGUGAACCAUUCAUCAAAACUGCGUUAGUGAAAGGGUCAUUUCGUACCAUUAUUCAGUUACCGAAAUACGUGGACUUUGGUGAAUGGUUAGCCUUAAACAUCUUUGAGAUGUUCAACAACUUAAACCAGUUUUAUGGAGUCUUGGCCGAAUAUACCACGCCGGACUUAUAUCCGACCAUGAAUGCUGGGCCCAAUAUAAAUUAUCUAUGGAUCGACGGGUCAGGUCAACCGGUUGAUUUACCUGCUAAUCAAUACAUUGAUUUGGUAAUGACAUGGAUUCUGAGUAAACUUAAUGAUCAAGCCGUGUUCCCCACAAAAAAUGGGGGCGCGUUCCCCCCAAACUUUGUCAAAGACUGUAAAAAUAUAUCAAGACAAAUGUUUAGAGUGUUUGCCUUUGUCUACUACAAUCAUUUCGAGAGGAUCCUACAUUUGUCCUUAGAGGCACAUUGGAACUCUUUCUUUGCCCAUUUCGUCAGUUUUGUCAAAGAGUUCUCGUUGAUAGAAAGAAAGGAAAUGGAUCCUUUGUUACCUUUGAUUGAGAAUCUUGAACUACAGGGGAAGAUUAUCUAA
Molecule: messenger RNA, 849 nt
Organism: Lizanozyma spartinae
Lineage: Eukaryota; Fungi; Ascomycota; Pichiomycetes; Serinales; Debaryomycetaceae
Gene: MOB2
Product: Mob2p
Exons: 1
Coding region: 1-849 (282 amino acids)
Biological process (GO): cell division; signal transduction; positive regulation of protein phosphorylation
Cellular component (GO): nucleus; cytoplasm
Molecular function (GO): protein kinase activator activity
Source: RefSeq, a predicted model, not a curated record